Messenger RNA from Trypanosoma grayi, 1533 nucleotides. RefSeq names its product surface protease GP63. The record is from RefSeq and is a predicted model, not a curated record. The transcript has a single exon. Lineage: Eukaryota; Euglenozoa; Kinetoplastea; Trypanosomatida; Trypanosomatidae. Gene Ontology annotation, cellular component: cytoplasm; membrane. Gene Ontology annotation, biological process: proteolysis; cell adhesion. Bases 1 to 1533 code for a protein of 510 amino acids. Gene Ontology annotation, molecular function: metalloendopeptidase activity.
AUGAAACACCACACGCAUUGUAAUGCCAGCGUACCGCUACUAUGGAUGCUGCUGAUGCUGUUAAGCGCCUGUGGGUGCUUCGCCUCGCGUGAAGAAAGUCCCACGUUUGACGGGCUCCCAAGAGGAAAGGCCCGCUCAGGUUCUGUGUCUGUCGUGCAUGAGCUUCCGGUUCAGGGUCAAGGUGCAUGGCAGACGUACACCGUUGCUGCGGUUGAAGAAAACUGGGCGCCAAUCCGCAUCCACGCGUCCGCAGAGGAUCUAAAGGACACGUCGAAAUACCUUUGCACGCAGGAAUCCCAGAUGCGUCGCACCUUUUCUAAAAGUGAGGUGCAGGUGUCCUGUGAGGCUGAGGAUGUCGUCACGAGCGAAAAGAAUAAGCUCCUCGUCGACACAAUGAUACCCAAGGCUAUCAAGCUGCACACCGAUCGCCUUCAGGUGCGGAGCGUGAAGGGGAAUCUAAAGAUCGCUCCAUUCUAUAGCACGCAGACCUGUUCCAAGUUCACUGUCCCACCCACGCACCACACGGAAGGUGUGCCCAACGCUGACUUUGUGCUGUACGUCGCCGCUGCGCCUGGUCCCAUUUUUAGUGACACAUGCUCCCGGGAUACUGCUGCUGCAAGGGUUUUUGGCCUGUGGGGGAGGCCCAUAUCUGGUGGCUUGAACUUCCGGCCCUCCCUCAUCACUGGAAUGCGAUACCACGUAAGAAUUGCAGCGCAUGAGAUUGCGCAUGCGCUUGGAUUCACCCGAGGAGCAAUGGGCCACAGCAGCGCCAAUAUCGUCAAAUAUGAAAUGAAGAGACGGAACACCGAGGAAUCGUUNUCUGUGAUAUCAAAGAAGACAGUGGAGGCGGCGCAACAGCAUUACAGCUGCAAGACCCUUAAGGCUAUGCCUCUUGAAGUUACUCAGGCCAACAGAUUGCACUGGUCACGGCGCGUCGCGAAGGACGAGUUGAUGAGCCCGUAUGUUGAUGUUUCCAGUGGCGCAUAUUACACGGCACUGACGAUGUCUGUGUUCCAUGAUUUGGGAUAUUACCGCGCAAACUUCAGCAUGGCAGAGACGAUGAGUUGGGGAAAAGGAUCCGGCUGCCCUUUUGUUCAGGGUAAGUGCAUCGAGAACAACGUCACCGAGUACCCCAGCAUGUUCUGCACAGCCACCUCAGAGGCCUUGCGAUGCACAUCCGAUCGCUAUGCACUGGGGAGUUGUGUCAUGGAGAAGUACCCGAUUCUCCCUGAGCAGUACACGUACUUCGGUAAUUUGCGCCUGGGGGGUCCCGAGAGUUCCAAAAUGAAGCACUGCCCUAUCAUAACGCCCACCUACGAUACGCUUUGUGCAGAUGGGGAUGUGGAGGGGAUGCCUGGGAGCGUUGUGGGCGCCAAGUCCCGGUGCCUGACGGGUGACGGAAUUGUGCUGAAGAACCCUGUGGAGGGCAGUCGGCCCGUUGGUGAUGUGUGCGCAAAUGUGAAGUGCGAAAACGGCGCCGUGCAUGUGCGGUACAAGGGCGCGGCGGAGUGGCUCGUGUGNGCGCAAAUGUGA